Messenger RNA from Adineta steineri, 906 nucleotides. The record is from the annotation of a GenBank genome assembly. NCBI's taxonomy places the organism in Eukaryota, Metazoa, Rotifera, Eurotatoria, Adinetida, Adinetidae.
AUGUCUGGACAACCUUCAGCUGCUUCUGGUGUAUGGCCUCGAGCUACUGCUUUUCCAUCACUAGGUGGCACAGGUUCAGGACCUAUACCUCUUGGUGGUGGUCCAACAGGUUUACCAACUGUAAAUAAUCCAAAUUUACCAAUAAAUACAAGAACAAAUCUAGGAAAUCUUCCACCACCUAUUCCUCAACAACCACGUACUCCUUUUCCUUCACUUCAACAACAAGGAGGUCAACAGACAAGUCUUUUUACAAAUCAAUAUGCUACACCUAAUACUUUACAACCAUAUAAUACAGCAGCAGCAUCGAAUUUAGUAUCACAAAAUGCUCAAAAUGAAGCUUAUCAACGACGAUUAAGACAACUUGAAGGUGAAAAUGAAGAUCGAAGACAUGCGACUCAGCAUCUUACACAAAUAGGUGGACAAGUAUUACAAGGUCAAAUGGAUAUACAAGAACAAGUUUUAGAAUAUCAAUACAUGUUAGAAAAUUGUAUGGAUUAUCUUGAUCAUCAAAAUCAGGUUAUUGGUGAACAAUCAGAAGAAUUAGCAUUGAUUCGAGCUAAAAUGAAACAUUUUGAAUAUCUUAUGGAUGCAUUCAAACUUAGUAAAGAAGGUAAUAAUCUUAUGCAUAGUAUGUCUGGAGAGUCAAAGUUCGUCGAUAGUAACAGAUUAUGUUGUCGUGAACCUUUAGCAUUACCAGCUCCAUCAACUUCACCGUUUUUUGCUGGAGGUCCUACACGUGUUACUGCAUCAACAUUUCAACCAUUUAAUCCUCGAUAUCGAUCACCAACUAGUCGAGCAACGGCAGCUGCAAAUUUAAAUGGACGACGAAGUAUAACACCAUCAGUUAAUAAUAAUCAAAAUCGUACAACUGCUAAUGAACGACCUUCACGUCGUUUCAAUAAUUAA